CUUGCUUCACUGGCCACAGAAGUCAGUAAGAUUCCAACUUCUCUUUUCAACUUAAAAGACACGUCAAAUCACGAAAAGGAAUGUUUGUGGUGAACUGAUUUUGUUUCCUACCUCAUUUCUAUAUAAAAUCUUCUUCGUUGUGAAGGAGAACGUCUUCUUCAGGGAAAGCCUACUCUCUCCCUACAGCAUCAUGACUCUCAUCUCUCUGCUUCUGCUGGCUGCUCUGCUGCCAUACCUGGGCCACUCUGCCAGUGUUAAUGUUGGUAUAGUGAAUGGCACAGAGGCUAGACCUCACUCCAGACCCUACAUGGUCUCCCUCCAGGCUGGUGGACGACACUUGUGUGGCGGCUUUCUUAUAUCUGACCGAUUUGUCAUGACGGCUGCGCACUGCUAUAGAAACCGACCAACGUUUACAGCAGUGCUGGGUGCUCAUGAUGUGUCAAACAGCAGAGAAGGCUCCAUCCGCAUGAAAGUGGCAGCUUACUACCCCCAUCAGCAGUUUAAUGCAUAUACUGCAGACUACGACAUCAUGCUUUUAAAGUUGCAUGCAAGAGUCACAAUGACUGCCACUAUGAACUGGAUCUCCAUCCCUCAAAGAGAUGAGGACAUCCCGGCCAACACGGUCUGCAGUGUAGCUGGCUGGGGACGCACAGGAGCCUUUAGACCCCCAGCUAACCGUCUUCUGGAGACACAAACCACGAUCAUAGACAGGAGUAGCUGUGCUCACCAUUGGAGUUUAACCCAAAGGAUGGUGUGUGCGCGUUAUCCUGGAGGAUCUUGUCGGGGAGACUCUGGAGGUCCUUUGGUGUGUAAUAAUGUUGCAGUGGGUAUUGUUUCUUUUGGUGAGCAGCGCUGUGAUUCACCAAGAAAGCCAAAUGUUUAUGCCAGAAUUUCCGCCUUCCUGCCCUGGAUCAGGUCCAUUAUCGCAAGAGGGUAGUCUGCAAAAGAACCAAAAAGGAAGCACUCAGCUUCUUUGAUUUCAAUUAAAGCAUUU
Molecule: messenger RNA, 994 nt
Organism: Colossoma macropomum (tambaqui)
Lineage: Eukaryota; Metazoa; Chordata; Actinopteri; Characiformes; Serrasalmidae
Product: mast cell protease 4-like
Exons: 5
Coding region: 191-937 (248 amino acids)
Biological process (GO): proteolysis
Molecular function (GO): serine-type endopeptidase activity
Source: RefSeq, a predicted model, not a curated record